Gadus macrocephalus (Pacific cod) is the source of this 2425-nucleotide messenger RNA. It is a transcript of the gene lrrc71, whose product is annotated as leucine rich repeat containing 71. Lineage: Eukaryota; Metazoa; Chordata; Actinopteri; Gadiformes; Gadidae. The record is from RefSeq and is a predicted model, not a curated record. Bases 493 to 2004 code for a protein of 503 amino acids. The transcript has 17 exons. Gene Ontology annotation, molecular function: protein binding.
CUGAUGGCACUUGGCAGCGCCACCUACGUGCAUUCUUCACGUCCUGCUAUCCUCAUCUUCACUGUUGAAAGUCUUGCAAUAUUGUCUCAUUUGUUGGUAUUGAAUAGUUGAGAAGUUGUUCAAUUAAAUAGAAAAAAAUAUAAUUAUACAAAACCGCAGUGCAAACGCCUCAUUCUCACUCUCGCGAGAAGUAAGUACCUGCGUUAUCUUUUACUUUUCAAUUCUCCAUCCACUGUGCGUGGAUUUAGGUAGGUGCUUUUGACGGAUCGAUUUUCACAACAGUGUAAAUUAAAAGGAUUUAGCUAAUACAUACAACCUCAAUUGUGCCUUCGAUUUUAGUUUGUCUUAUUUAUCGGGAGACGCGGGCGGUUCCCCGUGUAGCGGCACUGUUCCCAUAGCAACUCCACUGUAAACAGUACGUAUGGGAGGCAAACUCUCAGACGAUAUUUGCGAUUUGGUUCGAACUCACAUAGGCCAAAAUACGAGGCAGCAAUGUCUAAAAAACGUCCGGAGAAACCCAAAGACAGGUCAGAAAAGGCGAUCGCUGUAGUGGAAGACCUUCCGCCGACUAUAAUCACAAGAGUGAAUGAAAAAUGUGCUAGUCAUGCUAUUGAGGACUACCAGUGCUCUGGCAACCUUCACGUUGAUCUCCCGGAACUGUGCCUUCUCCUGGGCAUGAAGGAGAUUCCAGUUGUUACUCAGAGACCCGCAGCAUCCUCAAGCUCGGCUACGGAUGGAGAGAACAUCGAGCACGACAACUCAGAGGCGGAAAAACAACGGUUGUACUCCAAUCCUUGCGUCCUAGUGGUCUUAGAGAAUGAAGAACCCCUAAACCUCAAGAGCAUUAAGAUAUCUGGAUGGAAGGUAGAUAUGUUGGUGGCCCGGGUGCUUUGCAAGAUUCUUCCUUCUUUGAGCAACCUGCUUAGCCUUCACUUGUGGCAAACCCGACUGUCAGAUAAGAUGGUAAUUUCUCUCAACAACACGUUCCCUCUGUGUUCCAACCUGAGGACUGUCAUACUGGAGGGCAAUCCUCUUCCAGAACAAAGUUACCACCUGCUAAUGUCUAAAGACAGCGUCCUCACUCACCUGUCGCUUAGAAACAACCGCAUCGGAGAGGAGGGAGCUCGCCUGAUUGGCUCGGCUCUCUCAACGACCACAUCGGCCAAUAGGAACCUUGUGAUUCUCAACCUGGCGUUCAACUCUAUCGGUGAUGCAGGCGCCACACACAUAGCCCAGGGCCUGCGUUUCAACCGGGGCCUGCUCUGUCUCUCUCUCGGCAACAACAAGAUAGGCGACGCAGGGGCGGCUCACCUGGCCAAAGUGCUUGGUCCGUUUGCUCUAACCCAAGAGGAGAUUGUGGAGCGGAGACAUCAGCUGCUGGAUCGAGAACAGAAUUCAUCAGAGCACUCUCCUCCUACAGAAAGCUCUCUGGGUACACCGAGCAGCUCCUCCCUGAACACCAACCUCAACAAAUCAAUGAGCAAAAGCAGUGUAAAAAGAAAGGAACCGCCUAAAAAAGAGGAAAAAACAGCCGUGACCAAGAAAGACGAUCCCAAACUGAUCAAGAAAGCCUCUGAACUCAAGGUGCAACGUGGGAAAGCAGGCAAGCCUGGAGCCAAAGACAAAAACCCAUCGGUUGGUGAUCCAGAGGAUAAGCCAGGCGGUCUAAAUGAGCUGCUUGACCACCAGGGAGAGCCGUUAGAGAGCCCCCUGCUGGAGACAACAGUGCAGGGCAGAGACGGCCAAGUCCUGCUGCCUGGGAACACUGCUCUCUGUUACUUAAACCUGUCAGGGAACAAGAUAUCCGAGCAGUCGCUGCCUUUGUUCCUGUCAUCUCUGCAAAAGCAGCCCGAGGGGGGGGGGCUCCGACGACUGAGCCUUCAGAGAAACAGUUUCUGUCCAGACUUUGAAGACUUUGUGAAGAUUCAGGAGCUAAUGGCGCUGCGAGAUCCACUCAACAAAACUACUGCCCCACAGCCAGAGCAGGAGGGCCAGGGGGAUUAGGAAAAAUAUGAAAUGGCUAACUCUACAGAGUAUCCUAGGUAGUAAUGUGAUCCUGUGAAUAAUGUGAAUUAUUUUCAUUAAAUGUAUUUGAUUGCAUAUUUUUGAAUCCUUGUUUUAAUCAUAGAAGACACCAUUUAAUUAAAUAAAUACAUAUUUUUAUAUUUUGCCAGGGAAACUAUUCUUUAGAAUGUAUGUGUGUUGGUUGUAUUUAAAUAGACAAUGUUACUAUAAAAAAUAAUAUAGAUUAUUUUCUACUUGACAUUACUUUUCUAUUUGAAAUGGAUUUUGGUCGAUUAUUUAUUUUACACAACAGUAAUUAGCAUAUAUUUAUUAGACCCGAGCUGCAUUCAGAGUCGCGGUUUCAAAAUUAACUCUCUUGACGCACAGUUUUUAUUAGGAAAAUAAACGAUGGAAACAAAAA